CAUUGUCUCCAUCGACAUCAUUACCAUUACUGCCAAUUAUAAUAGUUUUGGACUUUUGAAACAACUUUAAUGUUUUGGUAAAAAAUUUAUUCAUUAGAGUUAGAGUGGAGACGAUCGCAAGAUUUUUGUUGAUUUGAUUCAUUGAUAGCAUUCACAGAAUACGAGUUCUUCACUGCUCUCUCAUCCACUCUCUCGCUCUCUCUGCAUACUCUCUCGCAUACUCUCUGUGCUCUCCGUGUACUCUCUCGACUCUCACGCUCUCUCAUACAUAAACAUAGAGAGCGAUCGGCACAUAGACUCAAUCCAUCGUGAGUUACAUCUCGAAGUUAUGGCAACAGUGGUGUUGGCGUGACGGGGAUUGGCUGUAGGUGCGUCACGUGGUUGGCCAGGGAGGCAGUCAUUUGGAUGGUAUAAUGCGCUAUUAAAGUGUGCCGGAGGUUUCCUGGAGAGUACGCUCGGCUCAGCCAUAAUUCAUCUUAUAUAUCAAAAUUGCGUGGAAUAUUGGGCACAAUUACUUGGGUAGAGACUCGGCUCACUCCAUGAGCUCAUACCAGUUCGUCAAUUCCCUGACCUCGUGCUACGGUCAGCCCAGACCGGGGCCCGACUCGGCACAGACACCGCCCGACUACUACACGCCGCAGGUCUACAACAACUGUUACGCCACCGCCGCCAACAACGCCGUGACGGCGGCCACGGCUCAGCCGACAUCCCCCGCCAAUGCCUACUCGGCGUACCUGCAGAACGGCGACCAUCACAGCAGUCAUCAUCACUCGAGUCAUCCGCACGUAUCCACACAUCACAGAGAACUUCAUCCCUAUUCGAGUAAUUCGUGUUCGCAAUCGACAGCUCAGGCCGUAGUCCAGUCGAGGCUCAGUCACCACAGCUCCACUCAGCCCAUACUGCCCUCCCGGACGCCCACCUCUCCCUCGAGCUGCAAGUACGCCGUCGACUCGGCCUCUUCGCCUCAAGAUCUCAGCACAUCCAGCGGUGGCGCCGGACAAUCACCCGAACCCAGAGCCUCGCCACCGCAGCGGUCAUCUGCCGGCUCCCAACAGAACGUACCACAACCUACCGGUGCGAACACAGCUCAAAACAAUUCACAAGGAAAUGGAGCCAAUGGAGGACAGGGCAAGAAUGGCACUUACGGCUCGCAAAACCCGCCGCACAUCUACCCAUGGAUGAGGAAAGUGCACGUCGGCCAAAACGGUGUGAACGCAAUGGGAGAGACGAAGAGACAGAGGACUUCGUACACCAGAUAUCAGACGCUGGAGUUGGAGAAGGAGUUCCACUUUAAUCGUUAUCUCACCCGAAGACGACGGAUAGUACAUACGACUGUUACGGUGUGA
Molecule: messenger RNA, 1346 nt
Organism: Oppiella nova
Lineage: Eukaryota; Metazoa; Arthropoda; Arachnida; Sarcoptiformes; Oppiidae
Source: the annotation of a GenBank genome assembly